AUGGUCGACGGGCCUGAUAAACGGUACGGGGUUGUCCUGGAUGCUGGCUCAUCUGGGACAAGAGUAUACAUCUACCGGUGGCUCUCUAACUCGGUCGCUCGACUUGAUCAUCCCUCCCUGCACGCGCUACCAGAAUUGGAGACAAAGGACAAAUGGACGAAAAAAGUGCACCCGGGUGUGUCGACCUUUGACAAAACACCGGACUCAGUCGGCCCAGAUCACUUGAAACUCCUACUCGAACACGCUCUCAAAUAUAUCCCUGAAGAUGCAGUCCCUAACACGCCUGUUUUCCUGCUUGCCACGGCUGGCAUGCGCCUUCUCCCUGACCAAGAACAGAAGAACCUUUUGCGAAACAUUUGCUCCUAUAUACGAUCCGAAACGAAAUUCUUAAUACCAGACUGCGAUGUUCAUGUACAAGUAAUUUCUGGGGAGACAGAAGGAUUGUAUGGGUGGAUUGCUGCAAAUUAUCUGCUUGGAGGAUUUGACUCGCCCGAAGACCACGAUCAUGGCAAGGGACACCAUACAUACGGCUUUCUGGACAUGGGCGGCGCGUCCGCUCAGAUUGCUUUUGCACCGAAUGCCACAGAAGCAGAGAAACACGCCAACGAUCUCACCCUACUACGGCUUCGCACAAUCAACGGCAUGCCGCAAGAGUAUAAGGUCUUCGUUACAACAUGGCUUGGUUUCGGCGCGAAUGAGGCACGACGGAGGUAUGUGGAGGACCUCGAGGAAUCCUACGCAAUUGAUGGUGUCCUAGAGGUUCCAGAUCCAUGUUUACCCACCGGACUGCGACUAAACUUCGAUGGAACCAUCAUAUCAGACGACGGUCCUUCGCUCUCGAACCAUUAUCUACGGGGAGUCGGGAAAUUUGAUGAAUGUCUCAGACGAACAUUUCCCUUGCUCGAGAAGGAUAUCCCCUGCCCAGACGAGCCGUGCUUGAUUCAUGGUGUCCACGUCCCUGCCAUCGACUUCGAAGUCAAUCACUUUAUUGGCGUGAGCGAGUACUGGCACACUACUCAUGAGAUUUUUGAGAUGGCCCACAAGGAUAAAGCAUAUGACUUCAACACCUAUCAGAAAAGAGUCAAGGAAUUCUGCGAGCAAGACUGGUCCGAUAUUCAAAAGGGUGUCGAGGACAAAAUGUGGGGCAAUAAAGUCGACGAAAAGAGCGCACUGGAAGUUUGUUUCAAGGCUAGUUGGCUAAUUAAUAUGCUUCAUGAUGGUAUUGGAAUUCCCAGAGUCGGACUCGAAGACACCGAUGUCUCGUCGCAAAAUGACACGAAAGAAGUUCUGGAGAGUGCAAAAGGAAAAGGAUUUCUCGAUGCUUUCCAGGCCGUGAACAAAAUCAAGUCCACGGAGGUCAGCUGGACAAUGGGCAAAAUGCUCCUAUAUGCAUCCGCGGAGAUUCCACCGGCCUCUGAUGGAGAUUUACCUGUCGGAUUUGGCAGCAACAUGCUGGGCAUACCCGAAGACUUCCAGUAUCCUGGUGGAGGCUUACUCCAAGCCGCUCCAGGUAACCACUCCGAACCACCUGCCACCGACCUACAAGAGACUGCUGGUAGUAGUGACGGAAACGGCCAAAGCAUAACCGACCACAUUCACGACACUCUCUUCAAUUCUGAUGCCCCACACCGCCUCCCCGGAUUCAUUUUCUUUCUCCUCAUCCUGAUCAUCGCGGCCUUUUACCUCUGCGGCCGCGAACGACGGUCUAGGAUAUACCUUUCCCUUCGACCAUCAUCGUCCUCUACAUUCCCGCCCUCAUCGACUCCGAAACUCAGGACGCCGUUCAAUUUUCUCCAUGCCCUCCUUAAUCGUCGCAAGGGCGGCGUCUUGCACCUCGACAGAGAUCGUGACCUAGAGGAUGGAACUUCACAGCAGCUCUAUGACCCGAACGAUUUUGAGCUGGACAACAUGUCCGACGAUGACAUCGCGGCCCUGGAGCCUGACGUUGCUUUUCUCAAGUCAACCCCUUCCAGGCCGACGUCCCAGGGCAGGAACUCGCCUUUCCAGAACAAGCGCCACGGCGCGGAAAGAUUGAGGCCGCUGAAUUCAAUUGACCGCGCGGGAUUGGUGGUGAGGACCGAGAGUCGCGAGAGCCUGGCGGGCGGAGAUGCGAGUGUCAAUGGACGGUCCAAGAGUAGGAGUGGGAGCCCAACCAGGAUAAUGUGA
This is a messenger RNA of Cladophialophora psammophila CBS 110553, 2166 nucleotides long. RefSeq names its product apyrase. Lineage: Eukaryota; Fungi; Ascomycota; Eurotiomycetes; Chaetothyriales; Herpotrichiellaceae. Gene Ontology annotation, biological process: nucleoside diphosphate catabolic process. The record is from RefSeq and is a predicted model, not a curated record. The transcript has a single exon. Gene Ontology annotation, cellular component: membrane. Gene Ontology annotation, molecular function: nucleoside diphosphate phosphatase activity. Bases 1 to 2166 code for a protein of 721 amino acids.